Messenger RNA from Schizophyllum commune H4-8, 751 nucleotides. RefSeq names its product DUF1000-domain-containing protein. Gene Ontology annotation, cellular component: nucleus. NCBI's taxonomy places the organism in Eukaryota, Fungi, Basidiomycota, Agaricomycetes, Agaricales, Schizophyllaceae. The transcript has 6 exons. Bases 50 to 688 code for a protein of 212 amino acids. The record is from RefSeq and is a predicted model, not a curated record.
AUCAUCGUCCCUUUCAUCAUCCAUCCAUGCAUCACUGAUACUAUCCAAAAUGCCACACGACCACCAGCAUCAUAGCUGCGCAGAUGAGAGCCACGACCACGACCAUGAUCACGAUACGUCCGGCCUUGGUCCUCAGGACAACUUGUACAACCAUGUCGAUCGCGGGGUCGUGCGCGCCCUGAACGCAACUAAUGGCGAGGGCCCAGAGGUUAUCAAGCCCUGGCAUGAGCGGAUGGACGAGACCAGGUUCCUCGAGUCCGAUGCAGACGACCAGAUGAUCAUUCGUGUACCGUUCACGGGAGCCGUCCGCCUUCGCUCUAUUCUGCUCAAAACGGGCCCAGCCGACCAAACACCGUCCAAAGUCGUCCUGUUCGCCAACGCGGCGGAGAUGGACUUUGACGAUGUUGCGGACAAGAUGCCGACCCAGGAAUUCGACGUGGCGCAGGGUCGGGAAGUGGGUGAAUAUGCGGUGAAAACCGCCAAGUUCUCCAACAUCUCUAGCAUUACGCUCUUCUUCCCUGGCUCACAAGGCGCGGACACCACUCGCAUCUACUACGUCGGAUUCUUGGGCCAUUGGCAGGAGAGGAAUACCAGCAUACCCGUCACCGUUUACGAGGCGCAAGCGAAUCUUGCUGACCACGAGAAGAUUGCUGGGACGGACGGCAACUUCAGCAGGCUCGGCGCGUAGCGUGAAGAAGGAUAACAUAACCCAGAGCAUUCCGAUGUAACCUAGGAAAUCAAGUUGUAUCAU